AUGGCGCGCGAGGAGGACGGGGACCCCGAGCGCCGGGAGGCGGCGGCGCGGGCCGGCAGCGACGAGGAGGAGGAGGAGGAGGAGGAGGAGGGACUGAGCGACGACGAGGACGGAGAUCGGGAGAACCGCAGCGGCCGCCAGGAGGAAGGAGAGGCGGCGGCGGCGGCCGCCGGGCGGGAGCGCAGCGAGGACGCGCCGCCGCCGCGCGCGGAGCUGCCUCCCGCCACCAGCCGCGCCGCGGCCGCCCGCGAUAGGAGCGGCCGCCGCCCGCCGGGGACCCCGCCGGGACCGCUGCCCUGCCGCGCGGAAAGGAUGCCGUCGCCCGACCUGGAGGAGCGUGAGCGCCGCCGGAGCUGCCGGAGGGACCUUCUUCUGAGCCAGGUCUGCUUCCUGGCCCUGGUGGCGCUGCUGCUCUGGUCGCUGUCGAGCAUGCGGGACCACGACGACCUGAACUUCAUGGACUUCAUUGGGCAAGACACACAGUGGACCGUGGGGAGGAAGUUAAUGCAGGUGAAUGACUCGCUAACUUCAGAAGAUGCAGGACCGCGGAGCAGCAAGAACUGCACUGAACCAGCCCUGCACGAGUUCCCCAAUGACAUCUUCACCAACGAGGACCGAAGACAGGGGGCAGUGGUCCUUCACGUGCUUUGUGCCAUGUACAUGUUCUACGCGCUGGCCAUUGUGUGUGACGACUUCUUCGUCCCCUCCUUGGAAAAGAUCUGUGAGCGCCUGCACCUCAGUGAGGAUGUGGCGGGAGCCACAUUCAUGGCGGCCGGCAGUUCGGCCCCGGAGCUGUUCACGUCGGUCAUAGGAGUCUUCAUCACCAAGGGUGACGUGGGCGUGGGGACCAUCGUGGGCUCCGCUGUGUUUAACAUUCUGUGCAUCAUCGGCGUCUGUGGGCUCUUCGCGGGGCAGGUCGUGGCUCUCUCCUCCUGGUGCCUGCUGAGGGACUCGAUUUACUACACGCUGUCCGUGGUCGCGCUCAUCGUGUUCAUUUAUGAUGAACAAGUUUCCUGGUGGGAGUCUUUGGUCCUCGUGUUGAUGUAUCUCAUCUACAUUGUCAUCAUGAAAUACAACGCCUGCAUACACCAGUGCUUCGAGAGGAGGACCAAGGGGGCCGGAAACAUGGUCAAUGGCUUGGCCAACAACGCCGAAAUGGACGACAGCGGCAACUGCGACGCAACCGUGGUGCUACUCAAGAGAGCCAAUUUCCACCGCAAAGCAUCAGUGAUCAUGGUAGACGAGCUGCUGUCGGCCUACCCACACCAGCUUUCUUUCUCUGAGGCUGGUCUUCGAAUCAUGAUCACCAGCCACUUCCCCCCCAAGACCCGACUCUCCAUGGCCAGUCGCAUGUUAAUCAAUGAGAGACAGAGACUGAUAAACAGCAGGGCUUAUGCCAAUGGAGAGUCCGAGGUGGCCAUCAAGAUCCCGAUCAAGCACACGGUGGAGAACGGGAUGGGGCCCAGCAGCGCCCCGGACAGAGGCGUGAGCGGGGCGCGGAGGGACGAGGUCGUCGCGGAGGCCGGUGACGAGACGGAGAACGAGAAUGAGGACAACGAGAAUAACGAGAACGAUGAGGAGGAGGAGGACGAGGAGGAGGAGGAAGGGCCAUACACGCCCUUCGACCCCCCGACUGGCAAACUGGAAACAGUGAAGUGGGCGUUCACCUGGCCCCUGAGCUUCGUCCUGUACUUCACCGUCCCCAACUGCAACAAGCCCCGCUGGGAGAAGUGGUUUAUGGUGACCUUCGCUUCGUCCACGCUGUGGAUCGCAGCCUUCUCCUACAUGAUGGUGUGGAUGGUCACGAUCAUCGGCUACACGCUGGGGAUUCCUGACGUCAUCAUGGGGAUCACCUUCCUGGCAGCUGGAACCAGCGUGCCCGACUGCAUGGCCAGCCUCAUUGUGGCCAGACAAGGCAUGGGGGACAUGGCCGUGUCCAACUCCAUCGGGAGCAAUGUUUUUGACAUCCUCAUCGGACUCGGUCUCCCCUGGGCACUGCAGACCCUGGCUGUAGAUUAUGGAUCCUACAUUCGACUGAACAGCCGGGGGUUGAUCUACUCCGUGGGCUUGCUCCUGGCCUCUGUCUUCGUCACGGUGUUUGGCGUCCACCUGAACAAGUGGCAGCUGGACAGGAAGCUGGGGUGCGGCUGCCUUUUCCUCUAUGGCGUGUUCCUGUGCUUCUCCAUCAUGACGGAGUUCAACGUGUUCACCUUUGUGAACCUGCCCAUGUGCGGGGACCACUGA
Molecule: messenger RNA, 2244 nt
Organism: Rangifer tarandus platyrhynchus (Svalbard reindeer)
Lineage: Eukaryota; Metazoa; Chordata; Mammalia; Artiodactyla; Cervidae
Source: the annotation of a GenBank genome assembly